AUGCUGGCCUCGCUCGCAGCAAAGGCAGUCACAGCAGUGACCUCGCCCAUCAAAUCCGUCUUCGCUUACUCGCCCGCUCCCCCUUCCCCCGCUCCGCGACCGCCCCUCCUCGACGCCGCAGAGACGCGUCUCGGAAAACGCUCACAGAGGGAGGAAUCGGUCGAAUCGGCUCUGACGGAGCUCUCGGAGGACGGAGGACACGGAGCGGACGCGGUCGAGCCGGAAGAACGAGCGAGUUCCGCAAAGAAGCCUCGUUUGGCGGUCAAGGAGGACGUGAACGAGGGACAACAACAACUGCCGACGCCGUCUCCGUCGCGCUCGUCGGGUUCUUCAGAGCCUGCUGCAUUCGAGGCUGCGCCGCCGAAGCGCGCAAGGACGACGCGCGCCGGCAAGGCGGAUGGAGAGGACGAGGAGGACGACCCUUCGCUCGGCAAAGACGGGAAGCACUACUACGUCGCGGGGCUGUACUGGUCGUCCGACGUGCCUGUGCAGAAGCGCUCGUCGUCCGCCGCCUCGGAAGACGUCGAGAUCAGCGAGUCGGGCGCACGGAACUGGCGCUCGAUUGUCCCUUCUCGCUCGACUGCACUCCCUCCGCCCAUCCACCACGCCAUCACUCUCCUCUCGCCCUCCAUCGACGACGAUGCCCCCACACCCUUCCGUCUGCCCUUCGAUAUCCUCCGCGACUUCUGGUUCGUCGAGGAGGCCAAGAACAGGAAGGGAAAGGGACGGGUCGGGGAGAGUGCGGCGGCUGCCAAGGCUAGGCGCGAGGGGAAAGGAGGGGUCAAGACGACGGAGGAGGACAUCGAGAAGCGCGAGAAGAGCAAGAAGCCUGAGCCGUAUCGCUAUAUCGGCAAGAACGUCUAUGUCGGCCGCGGACCCGACAAGGCGCCCAUCCCCGCCAUCUGCGCCUGCACGCCUCCAAAACGACCAGGCGAGAUGGGCUGCGGCGUCGACUGCAUCAACCGGCUGAUGCAGUAUUGCUGCGACCCGAAGCUGUGUCCCUGCGGUCCGGACAAGUGCGCGAACCCGCCGCUCAACAAGCGCGAGGGUAUUCCCGAAGGCAAGGACGGUUUGAGGGUCAUCUGGGCUUCGACGUUCUCCCGUGAGUCGAAGCUGAUGGGCAUCAGCGAGCAUCUCGCACAGACUGGGAAUCGAGGGUUCGGGCUCAAGACGAUGGUGCCGAUCAAGCAGGGCGACUUUGUCAUCGAGUACCGUGGCGAGAUCAUCUCGCGCGACGAGAGCUACCGCCGUGUCCUCACGACCUACGCAGACAAGACUUCCUAUUACUUCAUGGACUACGACGGACACGAAGUCGUCGAUGCCGGACAGCGAGGGAACGCAGCGCGGUUUAUCAACCAUUCGUGUGGUCCGAACUUGGAGGUUGUGAGGUGGCGGCUGGCGGGUGUUGAGGAGUAUCAGAUGGGCUUGUUCGCGCUCCACGAUAUCCCCGCCGGGACCGAGUUGACCUACGACUACGGCUGGCAAGACUUUGCCGCUCUUGCUCCCCCUACUCUUCCCUCCACCAACCUCCUCCCUACCCCUGCCCCGACCUCAACCUCCACCACUCCAACUCCUACUACCACUACCGCCAGCGCGACCAACGAAUCCACUAUCCUCCUCUCCACCGGCACCGCCAUCGAUCCCUCCCAUCAGAGGUGUUACUGUGGUGCGGCGGAGUGUUCGGGCUUCCUUGGUGGGAGGGCGAAGGGCAAGAGCAAGAAGAAGGGGAAGGCGAAGCCUGCGCUUGAGCCGAAGGAAGAGCAAGAAGAGGUAGGGAGGAAAGAGCUUGGCUUUGUGCAGGCCAAGAUCCGCGUCGUGGACCACCAGCGCCGAGCGUCAGGAGCAGGUGGAGGGACACCGAUGAGGAGCGGGAGGGAGGCGGCGAGGAGGGCGAACGAGAAGUUGGUCGCUUCCGGAUGA
This is a messenger RNA of Rhodotorula toruloides NP11, 1920 nucleotides long. RefSeq names its product histone-lysine N-methyltransferase ASH1L. Gene Ontology annotation, cellular component: nucleus; chromatin. Lineage: Eukaryota; Fungi; Basidiomycota; Microbotryomycetes; Sporidiobolales; Sporidiobolaceae. The record is from RefSeq and is a predicted model, not a curated record. Gene Ontology annotation, biological process: regulation of DNA-templated transcription. The transcript is spliced from 8 exons. Gene Ontology annotation, molecular function: histone H3K36 methyltransferase activity; protein binding. Bases 1 to 1920 code for a protein of 639 amino acids.